UGUCUUUCCUUCUCACGGGCAGCUCGAUCGCGCCUCGAUCUGGUCGACGAGAAGCGUUGAGAGCGAUCAAUGCAUGUUCUUUGAAAGGCUGUCACUCACUCUGGCUCAGUUUGUGUUGUCUGUGAAGUGUUUACCGUAGUUAGGUGGUUGUCUGCUGCUCCAAAGUGCUGUUGUGGCCUUGUCUAGUAGCUAGCUAGCAAGCUCCUGCGUUUGUACUGUAGCGGAACCAUGGCGACCACAGCGACCAACGCUGUGACAAGCACUCCCGUGCGUGGCAGCACCACAGGCAAAAGGGGCGGGAUGACUCCCAGUUAUGUAUGGGUCAAAAUGGCCAAGAACAACUCGACGAGUCAUCAGGCCGAGUUGUUGGAGAUUUUGCCGGAUGGGUAUUUGGUUCGUUGGACCAUUUCCAACCGAGAACAGAAAAUCAGUUUGUCUUGUGUUUUGGAACAGGACAUGUUGGGACGACGUCGCACACGGGGACGCAAUCAUCAUCGUCUGGGAGGUUUGUCAUCGGCGGAAGAAGAGGACAAUAAUGAGGAGGAGGAUGAAAGUAGUGAGAAGGAAGAGGAGACCAAAGAAAACUCUUCUGAAAUCCAAAAGUCCUUGUUCGUUUCUGAGGAAGCUCUGGUCAAGCCAUCAUCGGCAAAGAAACAGAAAAGCAGAAAGCGUCGUCGAGACACCAAAAAAGGAGGAAAGAGAUCCAAAUCCAGCAAAAAGACAAAACCGAGUCCAGGGAGAAAACCCAUGCAUUCGGAAUUGGAAGAAGAAAAUGAUCAAUCCGACGAAAGCGACGACAACCGACAAGUGCAUGUCACUCAUCAACCUCUACUGCGACCAGUACCCGUCCCACCAUCACCAUCUCUCUUUGUGUCCUUGUUCGAAAUACACAACAUUGUCAAGUCCAAAGCAGUGGCACGAGUCGCGCAGUUGCUGCAAACAGAGGGAUUUCCCGAUGCGGCGGACUUUUGUACGGAAUUCUUUCUCUUUGCUCACGAGCGACAAUCUUGUUGGCAGCGACGCAACAAUGACGCCAAUCCACAAUGGUCCAAAUCGCCCAUUCUACAAAACUACAGUUUCGCCAAUGUAUAUCGAGCGCUAGAUCGAGGGACAUGUUUUGCUCGCUAUCAAUUUGGAGAACAGUACUUGCUACUCUGCAAGAAUCAACAACUCUUGGAACAGCAACAAAAGAAUAAAAAGAAUCGACAGAACACCGGUGUGAAUGAUUUCAGCAGCCUCAAUCACGCGAUUGCUGCUUCCAUGGAGGUUGUGGAAACUAAUACGACGACAGGCGACAGCAACAACAAUAGCGGCACGCACUCUCGUCGUCCCUGUACCAAGCUACAAAAGUCGGUGCGCCGCAAGGACUGGAUUCCCAAGCUGCUCUGGGCUUCCUAUUGCUAUCGGCAGGUCAAUCGAAUAGAACCGUUCCUCGACUUUGGAGGGAUUCCGGAUAUCCCCAAAUGUCCAACGGAUCUCACUCGAUUUCUCGAUCAUGUCAAUCAGAUGGAGCUACAACAAGAGGAAGAAUCGGAAACAAUCUUUUUUGCUCCGGCCAACUCGGGGACGCCAUCCUUGUUGUCCUACGACGACUACCGAAUACAUCUCCAACGGUUGACCGUCUCCAGUGGAUGGGUCCUCAAAAAAGCAGGCGAAGAAUUGGCCAAAUGCAAAAGUCUACAUUCCUGUUGGGAUGAACUCUUGAAACGAAUGCCCGGCAUGGAAGCAUCUCCGGAUAUUGCAUGGCUGGUGCUGUGCGAUCUGUUAGAAGCGGGGUGUUUGCAGGUAUCGUCCACUACUGACGCUGAGCGGGCCAUGGACCUGUGUUAUCUAUCACCAGAGUCGUUGGAACUAUUGUCGGCAUCGUGCUGGAAAACCAGUACCGAUGACGAGACUCGGGCAUUUGACUUGUUGAAGUUGCUGACGGAAAAACAGGAUGAUUUCUUUGCGGCCGUGGGUGUCAAAUUCCCUACGUGGAAUGGUCGCCGUUUGGCUCUCAAGGAUCUUGCCCAUUGUUUGAGUCAGUUUAGCAAGUACCUGCAGAUUCAGAGUGACAUGCGUAGUCGAGUUCAUUCUCCGUCGCAUCGACUUUUGGUCUCUCGAUCACACCUUGACGUGAGCAAGACUUGUCGCUUUUGCGAUACGGAAUCCGACGAUGGUCUCUUUUGUGAUUCAUGUUUGUGCUAUUAUUGCAGAGACUGUGAAGCCGAGAGCUGCAAGGCGGCUCCAGAGUAUUGGAUGUGUCGACCCUGUCGCGCCAUGGACCAAAUGCAUUUGACAGAUUGAUUGGAGAGAUACCGUAUCAUCCGAAAAUAUCGGAGCUGUUGUACGGUAGUCUUUGCCUAUCUACUGGGAGAAUUCGGCAGGGCAACGCACUCUUGCAGUGGCUGCUGGCUACAUGUAGUUUGCUGGUUUGCCUGUCGUGCAGCGGAGGAGUUCUCGUCUCCCUUUGGUGCGCGCUGAUCUAGCUAGCUAGAGCUACAUUAGCCACAUCGGCAACGUGAGGUCCGUUCUCUUGAAAGCGAUUUUCUUUAAUAAUAUCUAUUCUUCUAUUAGGCCACACCCCGCCGACCUUGCUGUGGUUUUCGAUUAUCAUUCCGCCGCUUCGAAACACAGACACAAUAAAUCAGUAAUUUAUGCAGCACAUGGUGUUCCUCCGUUGCUGACACGGCGCUUCAUCUUUUGGCGUGGGGUUUCACUGCCUGCUGGCCACAAGGGCAUGGCACUUCCUCCUGUAGUACUCUUGACAUAGGGCAUGGACUUGUGGCGAACAAUGGUGCUGCGGCGACCGGCAGGAUCGUUCGAGUUGCCGCUUCCUUGGCUACUGCCGCUCACUGACUCUUCCACCGUGGACACGGAGGACAUGGACAUGCGGCGCAUCGAAGUUGGACGAGAAGAGACAACACGACGAGGAGACUGCUGUUGCUGCUGUUCUUGUUGUUGUCCCAUAUAAUUAUCCAUGGAAGCGCGACGACGAGUGACCCUGGGCAAGGGCUGCAUACCAACCUUCUGCCCCACCUUCAUCCCAAGAUGUUCUCUGGUAAGGCCGAUCGAAUCGUUGCAAUCGCUCUGCACAGUCCAGUCGUCUUCAUCAGGGAUCACGUACUGGGAACGACCGCGACGAGGAGCGGGCGCAGAGCCCUGUCCACGAGACGAAUCACUGCAGCUGUAGUCAUCAUCGUAGUCGCCAUACCCCAAAUCGUCGUGGCUCAAGGUGAGAUGAGCCAAUCGCAACUUGGCGAGGUUCAUCGAGUCGGCUGCAUACGAUUCUACUUCCCAGGAAUCGUCGCUUUCGCCACGAGGAAGUGUGUCCAUCCCCGUGAUCUGAAAGCGGUUCAACUCUUCGUUCAGCCCCUGCAUGCCUUCUUCCUCGUCGCAGCGAGAGGUGACGCUCACAUCGUCAAAUGGUUGGGUUUCCAUGGUGUAUGACAUUUUAUCUUUAUCGUUUGUUCCGUUGUAGUGGUGCUCUUUUAAAAUCAAUUAGUUGUGAUUGCUUUGUUUGUUUUAGUGGGAUUAUGUGCUUCUCACGAAUGUUGUCGCUUGAUCCUGGUAGGUUUGCCUGCGCUGUUUGUGGAAGAGUGCAGCUUGUCUGCGGAGUUGCUCCACCGUGCUUCCUUGCUGCUUGCUGCUUGCGGCUUGCUGAGAGUUGGUUCUUUUCGUUUUGAUGAUCUCGUUGCUUCUUUGGCUCCUUCAAGAAUCAAAUUCGCUUUUUGUUUUUGGGUGGACGAAGAGGGACCAAUUCAUUUAACCAUGCAAAUUUCCUUUAAUCCCUAUUUCGUCGAGUCAGGCAUCAUUGUGUCAGAAGGAAGCACAAGUAUUUAUGAAGAGCACUGAUACUAAAGGUCAUGAAGACUCCACGAUCAGAUAAUAUUUAAGUUAUAGACUCUACGACCUUCACGCAAGUCAUCCUAGGUUGGUCGUACAAGUAAAAAUGUUC
Seminavis robusta is the source of this 3937-nucleotide messenger RNA. The record is from the annotation of a GenBank genome assembly. NCBI's taxonomy places the organism in Eukaryota, Bacillariophyta, Bacillariophyceae, Naviculales, Naviculaceae.